Messenger RNA from Ectocarpus siliculosus, 900 nucleotides. The record is from the annotation of a GenBank genome assembly. Lineage: Eukaryota; Phaeophyceae; Ectocarpales; Ectocarpaceae.
AUGAGCCCGCCGGAGUCGAUCGUCGGGAUCGGCGGCAGCUGGAAGGGGGCGGCGGGUCUCGAAAGCGUCGUCGGAGACGAUGAUGCCGCGUCCCAGUACACCGGCGGGCGACCGUCGGCGUCGUCGGCGGCGACGGGGACCGGCGGCGGCAACGGCGGCAACGGCGGCGGCGGGGUCAACGACGACGACGCGGCUUCUCAAUGGGACGCCGGGAGCAGAAUAUCAAGGGUCUCCGGCCCGUCCUCCUCUGGGCCGCAGCAGCGGUCCGCCGCCGCCAGCGGAGAUGUUUCUGUUGGCGGAAUCAACGACGACGACGCCGCUUCGUACUACGCGGGGUCUUCCGUUGGGGCGAAGGGGGAGCCGGGGUCGUCUGGUGCCGCCGCUGCUGCUGCCGGUGGUGCCGCCGCGGCGGCGGCUGGGUUGGGGGGAUACCACAACCACUCCUGGCGGAAGGACUUGAAUGACGACGGGAAGGACGGCGGCGGAGGGGGAGAGGGAGGGGUGGUGAUGCGGCGGGCGAACCUGGGGCCUCAGGGCGGGGCGGGUAGUGGUCCAUCAGGUCGUAACUCCCAGUCGAUGGGGGGCAUGACGGCGGAAUCUGACGGCGACGGCGGGGAGAGCUUCGUGUCCAGGGCGGGGUCUUACGCUCUUACGGACAUCGGCGUGGGACACUCGGAUCAGGGCCGAGGUAACCAGGCGGGCAAGGCGGGUGGAGAUUCCGGCGCUGGGGCGCUUUCCCCCACUUCCACUCUCAUGCGCUCUGUCCACGGAAUGAGCGAGGUUGGCACGGAGCGUGACUCGUACGGAUCCGAAGCUGCCUACACGAACGCGUCGGACAGUCCAGGGGCUCACAGCGGCUGGGAGAGGGCAUGGAUGCGGCAGCGAAACGACGCCAGCACC